This is a messenger RNA of Aspergillus steynii IBT 23096, 597 nucleotides long. RefSeq names its product Yae1 family protein. NCBI's taxonomy places the organism in Eukaryota, Fungi, Ascomycota, Eurotiomycetes, Eurotiales, Aspergillaceae. The record is from RefSeq and is a predicted model, not a curated record. Bases 1 to 597 code for a protein of 198 amino acids. The transcript has a single exon.
AUGGAGAAUAACCUACUUGAGAGUCUUCUUGACCUCGAAGAAGAAUUCUACCAGGAGGGGUAUGACUUAGGGGUUUCUGACGGCGCAAAAGCCGGCUAUACCGAAGGAAGUGUGUUUGCUGUCGAGAAGGGAUUCGAAAAAUUCAUCGAGCUCGGGCGUCUUUACGGGAAAGCUCUCGUCUGGGCCCAACGAUUGGCAGACAGUAAGCCAUCUAACAAGUCCGAUCAUGGCCUUACCGAAAGAGACGAUUCCGAUGCCCCCCAGCGGGCCAACGGCCAUGAAGAACAAAUUUCGUUACAGCCAUCUAUCUGCAGGGAGAUGUCAAACUUCCCCUCCAGCUCCAGGCUAGCCAAAAAUAUCGACACGCUCCUCGAGCUGGUUGAUCCUGCGUCUUUACCAAUGCAAAACACCGAGGAAGCAGUCACAGACGUAGACGAGCGCCUGAAAGGCGCUAUCAUCAAGGCCAAACUCAUCCAGCGUGCCCUCGGGGAGAAGGAAGAUACGUCGGAUGUUCAUCCGGAUGCAAAAGACACCCAACCCGCUGGCAACGGGACUGGCAGCAUUGAAGACAUCAGCGCCCUUCACAUCCGCCACUAA